Messenger RNA from Mugil cephalus (flathead mullet), 10840 nucleotides. RefSeq names its product glutamate receptor, ionotropic, kainate 5 (gene grik5). Gene Ontology annotation, cellular component: kainate selective glutamate receptor complex; postsynaptic membrane; plasma membrane. The transcript is spliced from 22 exons. Gene Ontology annotation, molecular function: transmitter-gated monoatomic ion channel activity involved in regulation of postsynaptic membrane potential; kainate selective glutamate receptor activity. The record is from RefSeq and is a predicted model, not a curated record. The coding region runs from base 2656 to 5871 and encodes 1071 amino acids. Lineage: Eukaryota; Metazoa; Chordata; Actinopteri; Mugiliformes; Mugilidae. Gene Ontology annotation, biological process: modulation of chemical synaptic transmission; monoatomic ion transport; synaptic transmission, glutamatergic.
GGAGAGGCAGAGGGGAGGGUGACUAAGUGAAUGCAGUUGGCCAUCGCGUGUUGCCGUAUCACAGCGAAGUCUACAGGCAGCCGGAUGGAUUGGACCUGAAUCAACAAAUGGAGACAGAAGAACUGGAUGUACACUACAUAUGAGGGCAAACCAAGGGAGGAUAAAGAGUCUGCCUUCAUUUCCUUUUAUCUCUGCAUCAAAUACCACCGCGAGGAACCCACAGGGAGGAAAAGGAAAACAGCAGACAACUCAUUUCUUUCUACCACCCUUGGAAGCAGACGAGCCUUGAGCUGGAAUAGAGUCAGCUGUGGGACUCACUGGGAUUUUGGAUAUAAGCUCAUGCCAGAGUGUGAGUGAGUGAGAGUGUGUGUGUGUGUGUGUGUGUGUGUGUGUGUGAGCUGAUAAUAGCAGCUCCAUUGGUAUUCAGCGGAGGGAGCUCCAGGAUCUCGCUGCGCCUUUCCCCAGGAUGGGAUCACAGAGCAGGGAUUGUGCUUGCCUGUGGAUAGCCCGCUGAAAUGGAUCUGAAGCCUUGCAGAGAUGAACUCCAAAUGGGCAGCAUGGAAGCCAGCAUACACCCUCCAGCGACUAGCUUUCCACACCUAACUGCAGCCACCAUCUCCAGCCAUCAGCUCGCACCAUCCCCGCGAGGGCUGAGCCUGCAGAGUUGAGGCUGGACUGGCCAGGCUGUGAUACCAGGAUCUAUCUGCGGGAAGCAGAGAUAAGCUGAGGGUGACAGGCCCCAAAGGGUUCGACGUACAACAAACCAAUCAACGCGCUGAGCUCCCCGGACUUCAUCUAAAAUGAAAUAGGCUGCCGUGAUGCUUGAGCAACGGUAUGGAUCUUUUGGACUUGUCCGGAUUUAUCGGCCGGAUAUCCUUUCGAGAUUACGACACUUUGGUGCACACCUCAGAGCUGAGUCCCUUUUUCCAGAUUGGCUUGUGGGCAAAAGCGAGUAAUUGAAAAUCACCCCUCGAGAGGCUCUCUGUUCUGAUUUGGUGCAAGGGUGGAGGAUUUUUAUUUUUUUUGCUUUUUGCUUUUUUUCAAAACGAACAAUUUCCAAAAAAAAACAACCCUUCUCUUUAUCCCACAAUUUCCUCUAUUUCUUUUUCACCAUCUUUCUCUCACAUUGCGGAGAAAUACAUUAUGAAGCAGCGCCAUUCUUCUUCAUCCUCCCUCAGUGACGGAGAGAGAGGAGGGACAGACUGUCCGGAAUAGAUAACAAGGAAGGAGACAGGCGCUGAGGAGAGGAGAAGGAGAGGAGAAAUAGCGAGAAAACAGCGAGAAACAGGUGGAAAAAAGAGAGAAGGAAGGAAGGAAGGAAGAGACGAAGAAAGAAACAGAGAAGGCAAAAAAGAGAAAAACAGAGAAUUAACUAGGAUUGUCUAAAAUCCUUUUGGAGACUUAGAGUCUCUUUGUAAUUCGUCUACGCCGUGUUGGAGGGUAGUUAGCAGCAUGGGCUGGGGAGGGUUCAGGAUUUGCAACAGGAACGGGGAGACUUGAGCAGGGAACUAGUGUUGUGCCCUGUCUGCAUCUGCCUGGUCAGUAUUUUCGUUUUUGGGAGAAGGACACGCUAAAAGACUGAAAUAACCUGGUAAACAGACAGCUGUACUGAAUGACAGACAAGCUCAGAGGUUGAUGAGACAGACAGACCGGAAGAUAGACAGACAGGUACACAGCCUAAGUGUCAGGCAGAGAGCCAGGCAGACAUCCAGUGCUGGCACAGUAGACAGCGUGCAAUUCAUUGUCAUUCUAUGCAGCGCGUGAGGGGAAGGCAAAGAGAAGGAAAGAAAGAAGAAGAGUAUCCCUGUGGUUGUAGCUUCUGGAGAAUCUCACUUCAUCUGCAUCCACCUCAGACCAUACGGUCUGCGAGCCCGUGCACUAAAAAAACAAGCUGUGAGAGUGGGGGCUGUUACUAGAGAGGAAAUACAGGUUGGAGAAAAGGAGGGCUGUAGGAAGGCAGGCAGAGAAACAGAGGGAGAGAGCAGGUGUCGGAAAUCCUCCCCUUCAUCUGCUUGUCAUUUACUCCUUUAUGCUCUCUCGUCGUCUGGCGCGGCGAUUGGUUUUCUGAUGCCGGCGUUCUCCUGCUUAUAGGCCUAUCUGCAAUCCCUCGGAAAACAAGAGGUGGGCAGACAGAGGAAAACAAACAAACAAGAGAAAAAAAGACUGCGAAAAGGAAAAGGUGGCGCCCUUUUUGAUUGACUAAUUUUUCACCCCUUCUUUUUGUUAUUUGUCAAGACGGGCCUGCUUUAUUGUUUUUUUUUUGUUGUUUUCUUUCUUUAAGUAAGAAGGGAAAACACAAAGCCCAAUCAAUCCCUCAUUCUCUUGUGCACACAGAACUGAACCUUUCUUUUCAUGAAUUGCUGGCUUUUUUCUUGCCGUCUUCAAUAGGGAUUAUCUCCUCCAUCUGACUAUAAACUCCGGAUUUCCCCAGAUUCCCUCCACAUGUCCUCACUCCCAAUAACACAGCGUGAACUCCUCUGACUCUCCCUCAGCACCCCUUGGCAAAGGUGCUAAAACUCUGCGCUCUCAGAUCUUGAUGCCCAUGUUGACUCACUACUACGGCGAUAAUAUGGCACAGAGCUUCUGAUACCACCUGAUUCAUUCUGUGGUGGUACAGGCAGCCAGCAGACCAUUCUCCAUGAGGAGCAGUAGAAGAUGCCGGCUCUGCCAGCACUGCUGCUGUCAAUACACUUCCUCUCCUUCCUGCUAGUCACCAUGCCACCACGCUCCCUCGGUCAGGCUCCCUUGCUCUCGUCCGUCCGCAUGGCGGCGAUCCUGGAUGACCAGUCUGUUUGUGGCCGCGGGGAGCGGCUGGCGCUGGCCCUGGCCAGGGAGAACAUCAACAGUGUGAUGGAGGGUCCGUCUCGAGCCCGAGUGGAGGUGGACAUAUACGAGCUGCAGAAAGACUCCCAGUAUGAGACCACUGACACCAUGUGUCAGAUUCUGCCCAAAGGCGUCGUCUCUGUGAUUGGUCCCGCCUCCAGCCCCGCCUCUGGCUCCACUGUCAGUCAUAUAUGUGGGGAGAAAGAGAUCCCUCAUGUAAAAAUUGGGCCAGAGGAAACUCCCCGCUUGCCGUACCUGCGCUUUGCCUCCGUAACUCUGUACCCUAGCAACGAGGACCUGAGCCUGGCCAUAGGAUCCAUCUUGCGCUCGUUCAGCUACCCCUCUGCCAGCCUGGUCUGCGCCAAGGCUGAGUGCCUGUUGAGAUUGGAGGAACUGGUCCGCCGCUUUCUUAUCUCUCGGGAGACGCUGUCAGUCAGGAUGCUGGAUGACAACCUGGACCCCACACCGCUGCUGAAGGAGAUCCGUGAUGACAAAGUGGCCACCAUCAUCAUCGACGCCAAUGCUUCUGUCUCCUAUCUCAUCCUUAAGAAGGCAUCGGAGCUCGGGAUGACAUCAGCAUUUUAUAAGUACAUCCUCACCACCAUGGACUUCCCGCUACUGAGACUGGAUGACAUAGUGGAUGAGCAAUCCAACAUCGUGGGUUUCUCCAUGUUUAACACCACCCAUCCCUUCUACUUGGAGUUCAUCAGGAGCCUCAACCUCUCUUGGAGGGAGGGCUGUGACCUAACGUACCCCGGGCCUGCGCUCUCGUCGGCGCUGAUGUUUGAUGCAGUGCAUGUGGUGGUGGGGGCGGUGAGGGAAUUGAACCGCAGUCAGGAAAUUGGAGUGAAGCCACUCAGCUGCACCUCACCUCAGAUCUGGCAGCACGGGACCAGUCUUAUGAACUACCUGCGCAUGGUGGAGUACGAUGGUCUGACAGGGCGAGUGGAGUUCAACAGCAAAGGUCAGAGAACCAACUACACCCUGCGGAUCCUGGAGAAGCACAGAGGGGGCCACAAAGAGAUCGGGAUCUGGUACUCGAACAACACCCUGGCAAUGAACUCCACCAGUCUGGAUAUUAAUGUCUCAGAGACUCUAGCAAACAAGACCCUCAUUGUCACCACCAUACUGGAGAACCCAUAUGUGAUGCGGAAAGACAACUACCAAGACUUCCAGGGCAACGACCAGUAUGAGGGCUUCUGUGUUGACAUGCUGAGGGAACUGGCAGACAUCUUGAAAUUCUCUUUCAAGAUCAAGCUGGUGGAUGAUGGGCUGUAUGGGGCUCCAGAGCCCAAUGGCUCUUGGACUGGCAUGGUUGGAGAGCUAAUCAACAGAAAAGCAGACCUGGCCGUGGCAGGCUUCACCAUCACAUCGGAAAGAGAGAAAGUUAUCGACUUCUCUAAGCCGUUUAUGACCCUGGGGAUCAGCAUCUUGUACAGAGUUCAACUGGGUCGGAAGCCGGGUUACUUCUCCUUCCUCGAUCCUUUCUCUCCAGCUGUCUGGCUCUUCAUGUUGCUCGCCUACCUGGCUGUCAGCUGUGUGCUCUUCCUGGCUGCAAGAUUAAGCCCCUACGAGUGGUACAACCCUCACCCGUGCCUGCGAGAGCGCAGAGACAUGCUGGAGAACCAGUACACCCUCGGAAACAGCCUGUGGUUCCCUGUUGGAGGCUUCAUGCAGCAGGGAUCAGAGAUAAUGCCCAGAGCCUUGUCCACCAGAUGUGUUAGCGGGGUGUGGUGGGCGUUCACUCUGAUUAUCAUCUCCUCCUACACGGCCAACCUGGCGGCCUUCCUGACCGUCCAGAGGAUGGAGGUUCCCAUCGAGUCUCCGGACGAUUUGGCCGACCAGACCAACAUAGAGUACGGCACCAUCCACGGAGGGAGCACCAUGACUUUCUUCAUGAACUCCAGGUACCAGACCUACCAGCGGAUGUGGAACUACAUGAACUCAAAGCAGCCGAGCGUAUUUGUAAAAAGCACAGAGGAGGGCAUCGCCCGUGUGGUCAACUCAAAGUAUGCCUUCCUGAUGGAGAGCACAAUGAACGAGUACCACCGUGGCCUCAACUGUAAUCUCACGCAGAUAGGAGGCCUGCUGGACACCAAGGGUUAUGGCAUCGGCAUGCCACUGGGGUCUCCGUUCAGAGAUGAGAUCACACUGGCUAUCCUCCAGCUGCAGGAGAAUAACAGGCUUGAAAUACUGAAGAGGAGGUGGUGGGAGGGAGGCCAAUGUCCAAAAGAGGAGGACCACCGUGCCAAGGGUCUGGGCAUGGAGAACAUUGGGGGCAUCUUCGUGGUGCUGAUAUGUGGCCUCAUUAUUGCCGUGUUCGUGGCCAUUAUGGAGUUUGUGUGGUCGACACGACGCUCGGCAGAGACUGAUGAGGUAUGCCCCCAUACCUGCCCUCGCCGACCCCACAGACACACCCCAGUGUCUGUCUGUCAGGAGAUGAUCACAGAGUUCCGAAACGCCGUCUCCUGUAAGAAGAGCUCCCGCAUGCGCCGCCGUCGGCCCCUGAGCAGCUCAGCAGCCUUGAGGCAUCCCACCCGCAUUGCUCUCGGAGCCCCUCGGCCCCUGCGCCUGGUGCGGGAGAUGCGGCUCAGCAACGGCAAGCUGUACAGCGGAGCUGGCCCCCUGACGGGUGGAGCCGGAGGUGGAGCAGGAGGGACAGCACCGCCAGAUCUGGGCCCUGGGCCCCAACGUAUCCUAGAUGACCCACUGGGAGCAAACACCACCCCGCCUCCACCUGCCCCCACCCCAGUGAUGCUGCCCGCCCGCAGCUGCACCCACGUGAGGAUCUGCCAGGAGUGCCGAAGGAUCCAGAGCCUGAGAUCAAGCAGCACUAUAGGAUCAACCUCAACAAGAAUACCACCUUCAUCUGCCCCCCUUCCCCGGCUACCUCCGCCCCCACCCCCGUCCUCUUCCAACACAGACAGUGAGGGCGGAGGGGGGCCGAGCCCAAGGCGGCUACAUCACAGCCCCCCGCCUCAUACCCCUCGACCCAUCCCACCUCCACAGAGCAGCAACAAGACAGACCUACUUGGGGACCAGGAGUGAGAUCAGAAACAUUUGGGGGGAGGGGGAUGAGAGGCCUGUAGUGAUGUGAGCUGGGGACAUUUGUGCUGCUUAGAGAAAUACUGUUUCCACAAGUGAAAUUCAUCUGAGAACAAAACAUGGGAGAAAAAAACAAAACAUUGACUUUAACCAGAGCAGCAGCUAGCGGAGGUCUGCAGAUGGAGAACUGUCUGAAAGACGAUCAUCAGUUAAGCUUGUCUGGACAAAUGAGAGGAAUUGCACAUGACCAGAUGAUGGUUUCCAUUCAUCUCCUUUUGUCUCCUCAUUCCUCUCUCACAUCACCGUCAGGCUCAAGGGUGCCCCCCACCCCUCCGGAAGCUAAUUAGCCCUUUAGCAGAAUGAAGCCUUGCUGGAGGACAUACCGUAUUCGUAUGAGAUUUAAAACAGCAACUAAAAGACUUCCAGAGAAUUAUUUCCUGUUGUUUUUUUCUUUUGUUGUCUUUGUUUUGUUACCAUUGUUCUAAGUGGAAAUUUCAGAGUUAAAUACAGACUAUGUGUGACAAUAUGGAUUAUACAUUACAGAAGCGAUGGCUAAUUGUGUUUGAGAGUUUUGUGUCCCUCCCUGUGCCCCUUAGCUGCUUUUUGGACGGGAAGUUGAAUGAAACUACUUCAAAACAUCCUAAUGCAAACAGUAGCAGAAAAAAAUGUUGGUCUGCCUUUCUUUACAGUGUGUGUGUGUGUGCAAAAUCUGUGCUUCUUGUAAGACUGUCUCUAACUGCUCAAAUGAGAAAAACCAUGUACCCAGCAACAGUACCCUUCUACCAGUGUUAGAUAAUCAGACAGCCACAAGAAAAUGGACAGAGAGAGAGAGAGACAGAGAGAGAGAGAGGCUUUGAAAUGUGAAAUUAAUGUCCCUCGUUAUCCCGGGUAACGCUUGCCAAGCCUUUACUCCUUUUUCACCUCUGUUCACCCAGCGUAGACGAGAUAGAGAGGCCGGACGAGCCAGCAACAUAGAGACAAGAUAGAGAAUAACUGAAAGAGAGGAGAUAGAGAGUGAAAAGGACACUACUGAAUUUGAAUGAGAAAUCCCCCACUGAACCACUUCCAUUAUUAGAUCUGUCCUGAUCUGUUAAUUCUGGGCAUCUUUUAAGGGCCUUGUUAAUGCGCCAGCAGGCUGUAGCUGCAGCUUCUUUCCUUCCCUCUCUGUUCAGCAGACCGACUUGGCCGUCCGCAGAAGCGGCUGCUGCCAGACUGAUAGACUCAACGCGGCCUUGUCAAUACUGUCUCAAGCUUUUGAUCGCCUAAUUACUCCCCUCGGUGGCUGGGGACUCAUUGAGGAAGUAGUGAACACAGGCAAACGUGCUGAUAAAUAGGGUUUGUAGAAAUACACGGUUUUCACUGUGGGAAGAGAGCUGGGAAGAGAAUCUCAUCUGUUUUAUUUUUAUCAUUGCAGCCCUAAAGUUGGGUUCAUAUACGUUUGGAAACUGAUUAUUUUUUUCAUUUUAGCUGUUUAUCAAAACGCAUUCAAGUUAAAAUGAGCAGAAAGGGCUGACUUUAAUGUGGUGGUAUUCAUUCAGUUUGGAGGAAGAAUUACAUUUUCUGUACGCGUGUAUUCAGAAUCAGAAUCAGAAUCACUUUAUUAAUCCCAAGAGGAAAUAAGUUCUCGUUACAGCAGCUCCUACUCAAAGUGUACCAGUCUAGGCAAUAAGAAUAAGUAAGAAUAAGUAGGGCUGCAAUGACAAUUGGACAAAUAAAAAUCCUUUAAAAGCCUCAAGUGUAGAAAGUUGCCAGAAAAUAUCUGUUCUGGGAGAGCAUUGUUUGGAGAGUUGAACCUCAGAUCAUCCUGUACCAGAAUGAAUUAUAACAGUGUCUUGGAACGGCUCAUGAUUCAAAGCAUACAACAUCAUCUGUGAAACACAGUGGAGGCAGACUGCCAAUGGCAUUGGAUCACUAGUGUUUAUUUAUGAUGUGGCAGAAGCGGCCAGAUUAAUUCUGAAGUGUAUAGGAUUUACUCUCUGCUUAGAUUAAACCAAGUGAAGCACAGAUGAUCGGGCAAUGCUUCACUGUACGGAUGAACAAUGACCUAAAACUUACUGUGUAAACCACCCAGAUGUGCUGAAAGACAACGCUAAGAUUAAGACCCAUGGACAACAAACAACUGAAUACAGCAGCAGGAAAGACUUGACAAGCUAUCACAAUGGAGGAACUCCAUUCAUUGGUCCAGAGUUCGUACUUUCUUGCCUCCAAAGCUUAUUUGUCAUAUUACGUUUGGUGCUCUAAUCAUUGGGGACCGUGUCUGGAAAUGGUUAUAAACCCUACUUCUUUCCUCCUGUCAGAAUGUAAAUACCAUCAAAUUAAAGACGAGAGGCAGCUUAAAAAUCCACUUCAUUGAACAACACAAAUCGUGUCAGUGUUGAAACAUAUAUGAGUCUCACUGUACAUACGUAAGGGUCUUUAAUGAGAACACACCAGUGGAUGUGCACGUGUUUGCCCUUUUUCUUAAAACUGUAAACACUUCACAUUACUACUAAAUAUUUGUCAUAAUAUGUUAUUUUUAAACCACUUUUGAACCACCCAGCAGCCACUGCUUUCAAACCAAGUCAUUGUCUAAAAUCAAGAUGGUAGAUUACAGCAAAUAUUAAAAAGCUAUAAGCUAUAUAUUUUUAUAUUUUUGUAGUUGUUAGGAAAUCAAUUGAAAUGACACAAAAAUUAACUUAAAGUAAUUCAUUAUAUGGAGGGUAUUUGCCUGAGAUACUGUUGAGUCGGGGGACAUGUUCAUUUAUUACAUGACAGUCAUUUUUUGUUUUGCCAGAACUAAUUUGUGCCACAAAAUAAUUUCCAAUAAAUCCCAAACUGACUGCUGUUUCGCUGGAACUAAAGUGCUCUGCUGUUUUAAUGUUGCAGCAGAAUAUACUUGUGCCAGAUUUAAAGGUUUGUGUUUUCAUUCGAAGCAUAAUAUAGAUCCUCCGACAGCAGCACUUUGUUGGCAGCUCAAUCAUCAUAUUCAUCCAAAUGCAGCCCUGGCCUUGUUGCAGUUUGAGGACAUGAAUCUGAUUAGUUUUGUGUCCAUGACAAAAGAAUGAAAUGGAAUCAAAUUAUUCACUUGAACGCACGAGACACCAGGCGUGUUCGUCUGGGGCUUUGUCUUAGUUCUCUUUAAUCAUUUGUACACAUUAUUAAAUGAUGCUGCCAUAGGAGUAAAUGUAACUCUGUUGAACAGCAUUGUGUUUGCAUGGCUUUUAAUGCAGACACAUCAGUCCUACAAUGACAUGUUGAUUUCUCAUUGCUGUCAUAUAAUGUAUUAGUAUUUCUGCAGGUCACUGACUCAGCAGUAUUCAUGGUACCUGUUACCUGAUCAAUUUCCAAAAACAACACUUAGUUAUUGUUCAUGUUUUGUUCAGUUUUAUACACACAUAAUUAGAUUCAUGUAAUUAAGUUUAUCUGGUUGGUGAGGUAGUAUUGAGGGAAAACUGGCUUAAUUUACAUGGACACUGGCACAUAGUGCAUUUCUCUAAUAAUCAGAAUAACAGGCUCAUGUAACCACCCCCUUUGGAACAGACUGGCUCAAACAGUAAAUAAGAAAAUAUAAGCACCUAACAAACAUUUAAACGCUUGAGAUGAUCCUUUCUCUCUUGGUAGAAUAAAUACUUUGGGUGAGUUUUUGUGAGAGACAUAAACGUGGCAGUGACAAACAAGAUGUAGCUGAAGAAAGCCAGAAUCAGUGUGGACAACGGCAUUGAUGUGUAUGUCCAUCUUCAUCGUGUUUAUAUGUUGAAUGUAUUCAGUACAUUUUGGGAACAGAAAAUAUUCUGUUGUAUUUCUGGCAGAUUUGCCACACAGUGGGAAGAACCACACUGUGCAUGUGAAAAAACUGUGAUGUUUUGAGGGAAUUAAGUAGGUAAAUGCAUACAUCUUGUCAGAUUUUUCCCUGCAAUCUACAACCAGGAUAAUUUAGAUGGUUUAACUCGUAAGCAUCAGGCUAUAUAUGACAUAUAUGAGGAGUUGCAACUGCAGCAACUAGGAUGUGGUCCCUCUCUGGCCUCCUGCCCACCCAUAUCCAGCACUAACACAAAGUGUGAAGUAGCAUGAAAAGCCACCAGUCCACCCUCUACAAAUUCCUCAUGCCGGCAUGGUUGUCCAGGCUAACAUUGCUCUGUUGUAUAAAAUGAUGCAUACUGGGGUAAGGCAGAUUUGUCAACGCUGCUGCGCUCCAGAUAAUGAGCGAUAAUGUUGUCGCACAAUGUUUGCACACAUUAUGCAUUUUCUCUGAGUGAUUGUUGUCAGCAGAAGCACGUUUGAUGUGAUGCCUCUCUCUCUCUCCGUUUACUUCUGCUUUUGUGACCAGAAUCCUGACGAGACAACACGAGCCAACCUUUACAUACACGCAAACACAAACAUACUCAUCCACCACAUCACUGACUCCUUUGUUGUCUAAAGUCUGUAAACCCACUGGAUGUUUUUGUAUUUUUUUUUGUAUUUGUCUUUAGAGUUUCUUUAUUGCAUUGUCCAAAUGAAUUCUCAAAUCUUGAAAUGUGACAGCACCACAUAGCUGGUAGGCAGCUAUCAACAGCUUUAAACCAUCAGCUGCAUCAGCUUGCCUCUCCACAGCUUCCCCGCUAUUUGGGAGGCAAGAUGAUCGAAUGAACCCUCACAAGCCGAAAUAUUACUUGUGCGAAUCUAAAGGGGAAGGGAGGGUCACAAAACAAGUCGAAGGUGGGGUGUCUGAUGUGUUACUCCACAAAACAAACAAACAUUUAUUUACUUUUAUGUUCUUUCCUUUGGUAUUUUUUUUCAUAUUUCUAUACUAGUGCUGAAUGGAUUAUUGAAACUGAUGAUUAUUAAAUUGAUUAAAUUGUUAUUAUUCCUAUGGAGCGAGAGGCUCUAUAGUGUGCUUGUGGGUGAAGGGUUGGGGAAGGGAUGAAGGUGCAGCGAUGUUCUUCAGAGAGGCCGCCCUGUUGUUCAAACCUAUAGACACACAAAACUCUUUUGGAAUAAAAUUAUUCAAACAGUC